AUGUCUCCAUAUCGAGGAUCCUCGGAAGAUCGCUACAUCAAGCCUAGAGAAUCCUCCCAAUCAGCGCUCUUCCUGAAACGUCUUAAUGAUGGGCUGCGAAAAGACAGCAACUCAAAGCAUCUGGUCAUCCUCUUAUUCCUCCUUCAGAGCUACGCGCUUCGUACACUCUACAAUGGCAACUACGACCUUGCAGUCGCGACGGCAUUUCCGACCUUAUUUCUCCCAUACACCUGGAGCUACUGGGAUCAUUACCCCACGAUCUUAGGCAUCCCUUUCUACUACAUACUCCCUUUCCAAGGUCACACAUACCCAUACCCAAAAUGGAGCGCACAAUACGGCAAAAUGAUCAGCGGUCCAGCUCGCGACGGAUACACCAAUUGCUUCUACACUAUUCCGUUGUAUCUGGCGCUCUGGUAUACAUUUGUCGCAAUGUUCUUCCCCGAGGACGUUACAUUCCUCGUGCUUGUGGCGGUGCUGCUCGUUUCGCGACCCGAGUACUGGUUCUCGGAGCCGAAAAUUGGUACUCGAAAGCGAAGUGCGCUUCACGCCUCCAACGGCAUGAUGUAUCGCCUACGCUGGCAGGUCAUCGUUGGAGCUUCCACCUGGCUCGUCUGGAUCACCGCACAAGCGUAUAUGUACGCCGAGGUGGAAUUGGAACAGGCUCAUCCUUCGCAGCUGGUGGCGAUUGAACAGGGCCCAGCCUUGGCUUUGACAUGCGUGCUUGUCAUCAAGGUCAUCAACACAUGGAAAGGAAUAAGAGGGCUCCGAUCCGACCUAAUUUACGAGCCGUAUGAGGAGUACUGGAAUGAUUCUACAACAGAACAAGAGAUUGUGAUCUGGGAGAUGCUUGCGCAGAAGGAGCAUGAGAAGAGACAGCGUCGACGCCGGGAGGGACGGUCGAGUGGAUACGGUAUCAAAGAACGCAAUCGAGCCCAAGCAUUCCGGCCGGAGGACUGGCAGCAUGAAGACCUGUAUGAAGAGGAGUCCCCUGAGCCUGAGGCGUUGUAUCGAGGCUCAGAGUCCGGUGAAGAGGAUAUAGGCGCAGCCGACGGGGGAGGAAACGAUGUGCCGGCCCCAGCCCUAGAUCCACCUCUUGCUGGUGCACCGCCUGCCGUUGCGGUCGGAGGCAGCAUUCCAGGACAUCCCCUUCCUGCUCCUGUAGCACCCAUUGGAUUUCGUCCUUAUCGUGACCCUGCUGCUUCGCGUCCGAACCGACCACCAGCUAAGACAGCGGCCGAAAGGAAAUCCGCUCGAGAGCAACACGCACUCAAGCUCAGAGAAGCGUUUCCCAGAAACCCCGCUCUCGCCAGGAAGUUCAUUGAAAGGCAGGUCCAAGGUCUCGAGCCUGAGAAAGAGGCCAAACGCAGGGAGAGGCUUGGGGAGCCUCACGCCCACGUUAUUCAGGAUAGGAUCGCUUACCAACGCUUCAAGAAAGUCCGCCGGCCAGAUAACAGCGUUGCGCUCACGGUGCCGUACAAUGAUAAUCCGGACCCCGCGGCCCCCAAAUAUGUCUCCAUCAUCGAAGACUCCCUCGCCCGCAACCCCGACGAUGAUGUAGACUCCGACGUUUCCUUCUCAACAGAUGUUUACGAGGCCGACGACCGCUACCCCGGUGACACCAUCCCGCGCCGCGCCUGGAGAGAGUGCCUCGUCGACAUCUUCGGCACGGUAGACAUGUUCUUCGACCGCACGAAACGCUCCGCAAAAAAUGUGUUCUUGUUGCUUGCACAGGGCUUGGCGGCGGCUGUGCUGAUCAGGAGUGUUGUGGAGUACGCUGGGCAUGAUCAAUAUGGCUUUGAUAUCGCUUCUGGACCGGUGCGGAAGGUUGCUCGCGUACUGGGGCAGGUUUAUCAGGGACCCAGUGGAGUUUCUUGUGAAUGA
Messenger RNA from Didymosphaeria variabile, 1881 nucleotides. RefSeq lists its product as uncharacterized. The transcript is spliced from 6 exons. NCBI's taxonomy places the organism in Eukaryota, Fungi, Ascomycota, Dothideomycetes, Pleosporales, Didymosphaeriaceae. The coding region runs from base 1 to 1881 and encodes 626 amino acids. The record is from RefSeq and is a predicted model, not a curated record.